UCCAACGAGUCCUUGAAACACGUCGUAAAAGGGCAUCGUUUCGCCCGUAAACUUGCUUUCCUUUCGGUGCUACACGAUAAUAAAAACGUUGGAAAAAUGAAACGAAGAGAAAUUUUUCGACGCCGAAAGAAUCGAAUAGCAUCGUAUAUUCGUAUAUUCAUUAAGUGCGAUCAAGUUAUUCCAAACGAGAUCGUAAAUUUUGGGAAGAGUUCAUCGCAUUGUACAAGAGUUUCCCGUGUUUGUGGGAUAUAAGAUCGAAGUCGUACAUGGACAGAAAUCUAAGGAACCAUGCGAUGGACGUUUUAAUCGACAAAUGCAAAGAGAUAAAUUCUAUGUCGAAUAAAGAUUUCGUUAAUAAAAAAAUUCACAACUUGCGAUGCAGUUUCAGAAGAGAGUUGAAUAAAGUUAAACGGGCGAAAGCGUCCGGGAAAAACGUAUACGUACCGAGUCUCUGGUAUUUCGAUAAUUUAAGUUUUAUAACAAACUGCGACGAUGCGAAGAAGGGGGAAAAUUUUAACGAUGCUGAUGCGGAUUUGGAAAUUGAUCGUGACGAUAAUGUAAGACAAGACGACAUCGAUAUAAGAGGAAAUAAUUUAUCGCCAUGUUCGGAAGUGUCGAGCAGGCCAAGUUCUUCUUUAUCAUCAACAUCUUCGGUUACGAAAAAAGUAUUGAAGCGAAAAAGAAAAAACCAUCAGUUAGCAACCGAGAUGACAAAUACAAGCUUAAAUGACAAAACAUCUAAUUCGCGUGUUCAAGAAGAUUGGCUUGAUAUUACAGGGAAAAAGAUUGCUUACGAUCUUCGAGAAUUGAACGAGCGGCAAAGAAUAAUAGCGGAAAAACUAAUAAGCGAUGUUAUAUUCUAUGCAAAAUUAGAUAAAUUGAACGAGAAUUAUUCGAUAACCGAUGCACAACAGACUUUUUUCAACGUGAGGUUGAAAAACGAGAGAGAGAAUAAUAAUUCUUUGUCGUAAAAUUAUUUCAAAUUUCAAAUUUGUAAAUUUCUAAACAUAUCUGUGUGUUGAACAUUUUAAUCGUAAGAGCAUUUUAAUCGAAUGUAAUAAAAGUUUUUAAUUAUUUUUCUAGUUAUUAAGAAUUUGUGUAAAAAAAAAAAAAAAAAAGAAAAAAAAUAUUUGAAUAAAAAAUUUUUUUA
This is a messenger RNA of Apis mellifera (honey bee), 1150 nucleotides long. RefSeq lists its product as uncharacterized. The record is from RefSeq and is a predicted model, not a curated record. The coding region runs from base 267 to 971 and encodes 234 amino acids. The transcript is spliced from 3 exons. NCBI's taxonomy places the organism in Eukaryota, Metazoa, Arthropoda, Insecta, Hymenoptera, Apidae.